Molecule: messenger RNA, 1666 nt
Organism: Populus trichocarpa (black cottonwood)
Lineage: Eukaryota; Viridiplantae; Streptophyta; Magnoliopsida; Malpighiales; Salicaceae
Product: probable serine/threonine-protein kinase PIX13
Exons: 7
Coding region: 128-1411 (427 amino acids)
Biological process (GO): protein phosphorylation
Molecular function (GO): ATP binding; protein kinase activity
Source: RefSeq, a predicted model, not a curated record
UUAAGAAAAAUCCUCUUCCCUUGACAUUAUGUUUCUCUCCCGCUCUUUCAAGAACAGCAGGAAAAAAACAAUGGUCAUUACAACAAGAAGGAAAGGGUGACACACAGAUUACAGCGGCAGUCAAUUAAUGGGGAUUUGCUGUAGCUGUUCAGCUCAGAAGCCAGCAACAACCCAAGAUCAAGACCCAACACCAAGCACCGCCGACCAUGUCAGUGCAGGUAGCGAUGACUUUGGAAACAGCUGGUUCUCCAGAGUAAGCACCAGCAUUACAUCAUGGAUGUCUCAACCAAGUAGCAGCUUCACAUUUAUCUGGGAUAAAAAUGUCCCUGAGAGCAGCCAAUUCUCAGAUGCAACUGGAAGUGGUGAUGGGACUUUAGCAAAUGGGCAAAAUGCUACCAACUCAAGCGCAAGAGUAUUCACAUUGGCGCAAUUGAGGGCUGCAACAUAUAAUUUUAGAUCCGAUAUGUUGCUGGGAAAAGGAGGUUUUGGUGACGUCUAUAAGGGUUGGCUUAAGGAGAAGUUGCCUCCAAGUGGUAUAAAGAAGACGGUCGUUGCUGUCAAGAAAUUAGAUACCUUCAGCAUGCAAGGAUUAAAUGAGUGGAAGGCCGAGGUGUAUUUCUCCGAAAAACAUUCUCACCCGAACCUGGUAAAACUAUUGGGAUAUUGUUCGGAAUGUGGAGACCGCAUCCUUGUCUAUGAGUUCAUGAAAAAGGGAAGCUUAAAUUACCAUCUCUUUGGAAAGCACUCAUUUCCACCACUUUCAUGGGACAUUAGGCUCAAGAUUGCUGUAGAUACUGCUCGUGGUCUGGCUUACUUGCACACAUUGGAAGAGCCAAUAAUUUACCGAGAUUUCAAGUCAUCGAAUAUGCUACUUGACGAGUUCUAUAACCCGAAGCUACCAGACUUUGGCUUGUCAUUUUGGGGUCCCUUGAUUGAUUCACAUGUCAGUACAGGAAUCGCAGGCAUGAUAGGUUACAUUGAUCCGGAAUAUCUUGCAACAGGACAUUUGAAUGUGAAGAGUGAUGUGUACGGGUUUGGAGUUGUUAUGGUUGAGAUGCUAACUGGUUUACGUGCAAUCGACAUGAAACGUCCAAGUGGGAAACAGAUACUUGUUGACUGGGCUAAACCUUAUCUGACAAACAGAAGCAAGUUGAAAAAUAUAAUGGACUCCUGGUUGAAAGGGAAAUUUCCUCCCAAAGAGGCUUACCAAAUAGCUCACCUUGCUAUUAAAUGUCUUCAACACGAUCCCCGCUUCCGGCCAUCAAUGACAGAAAUUGCUGAGACAGUCGAACAGAUUGAUGCCAUCCAUAUGAGAUUGGAGCGGCCAGUUCCACCACUUCCGUGGGAUACGAGGAUGAAGAUUGUGAAGGAUACUGCUACAGGCCUGGCUUACUUGCACACAUUGGAAUAGCCAAUAAUAUACAGAGAUUUCAAGUCCUCAAAUAUAGUCCUGGACGAGAUAAGGUUCUAUGUAACUUAAUCAGAUAACAUUAUCCCUGAAACCCUCUGUUUAUUUUGUUUUUUUUUUUUAAUGAUCAUGUAUCUACCUUUCCGUAGCCAUUUUAGGAGAUCAAUGGCAGAUGUUAUAUUAUGAAUGCUGCGCUGCGACUCGGUUCCAGUGAUUAGACCUAUUUGUUGUUACAGUGACACGAAGAACAUUCAUAAA